Akanthomyces muscarius is the source of this 549-nucleotide messenger RNA. RefSeq lists its product as uncharacterized. Gene Ontology annotation, molecular function: mitochondrion autophagosome adaptor activity. The transcript has 2 exons. The coding region runs from base 1 to 549 and encodes 182 amino acids. The record is from RefSeq and is a predicted model, not a curated record. Gene Ontology annotation, biological process: mitophagy. NCBI's taxonomy places the organism in Eukaryota, Fungi, Ascomycota, Sordariomycetes, Hypocreales, Cordycipitaceae.
AUGGCUUCCGCCUCGCAAGAUGCGUUCUUGACGGAGCUCCCGACCGAGAUUGCCAGCACCAUACAAGCAAGCCAUAUUAGAAGCAAUCCGGACCCCGCCGUCGACAUGGCACCAGGCACUGCCGCCGAUGACAAGGAGGUUCUGGACGAAAAGUACGACUAUGACGCGCUGCGAAACAAUGCCGCCGAGCAGCUCGACGACAUUGAUGAUGACGAUGAGGAUAUCCCAUAUAGCGUCCUCAAGCGUCCGCGUCGUCAGCGUCAGGUGCUGCCGCCUCUGCCUGACCUGCGCUUCGAGCAGAGCUACCUCAAGAGCAUCGCGGCGGCCGACACAUGGUGGAAGAUUGCGCUCAUCACCACACGAGACCAGGUCAUCAUGCCUCUAGCGCAAGGAAUUAUCUACAACCUGUUGCUUUGCGGCUGGCAAGAGUGGAAUCGCAAUGCCAAGGUCCAUGGCAACUCUGUCGGCGCCCGAGUCCGCAGAUGGUGGUACGGCGUCAACAACUGGACAGUUCCCAGCAAUGGCCAGCAUCGCCACUACCGUAGAUGA